Molecule: messenger RNA, 1886 nt
Organism: Aspergillus sclerotioniger CBS 115572
Lineage: Eukaryota; Fungi; Ascomycota; Eurotiomycetes; Eurotiales; Aspergillaceae
Product: ATP-binding protein
Exons: 2
Coding region: 123-1550 (475 amino acids)
Cellular component (GO): mitochondrial outer membrane
Molecular function (GO): ATP binding; ATP hydrolysis activity
Source: RefSeq, a predicted model, not a curated record
AUGGGAGGAAGAUCUUGGUAACCCUCAGUCAGUGGGUCCAGAACCUGCAACGAAAGCAGCCAGCACUUCUCAUCGGAACUGCCUUUGCAGGGGAGAAGGGUCAGCGACCGAAUAAAUCUUCCAUGCUUGGAAUUCGUAAAAGCCUUUCAGUACACAAGAAUCUCGAUUUGGAUUUAGAUAUACCUUCUUCAUCCAAGGUGAAAAGCCCGGCAUCUGGGAGGCGAAAGCUCAAUCUCCGACGUUUCAGACGCACACUACUAUUCAGGCUAGGGGACUCGCAUACUUUUAAUUGGACCAACCCUUAUUCAUCUUGGAACUGUGGAUCUCUGCAAUCAAAUGAUCUUCUAGAGAAGGAGAUAUUCCCGGACCUCUUGCUCAAACGUGCUGAAAUGCAUGUUAUUGAGCAGAUGAAGAUGGAUGCAAAUCUAGACCUGGAUGUUAUCUGUGGCAUUGUUUCACGGGUCAUUGAUUCUUACAUGUUUGAGAAAAGCCCCGACACAAAAUUUCACUCCGCCUCUGACUCAAAGCCUAAUCCGAGUGAAACCAGGCCAGAUCAGCCUCAAUCUCAGGCGGAACGAGACAAGUCAUCUCCCAUAGAGGUCCCCCUGGAUGCUAUCAAGUUGGGAUGCAACGAACAUGAGAAGAGACUUCUCCAUACGGUUGUCGAUCCUGAGGAGCUCGAUGUCACCUUCGACGACGUCACUAUUGAUCGCGAUGCAAAGGAAAUUGUCAAGGAGCUCUUCACUCUUCGGAAGGUCCUGUCGAGCCGAGGGCUGAAGUUCAUAGGAAGCUCGGGUAUAUUGUUGUAUGGCCCGCCCGGUACUGGUAAGACGCAUCUCAGCCGGGCAAUCGCAAAGGACGUGGGCGUCAACAUGCUUGCAAUCACGCCGGCCGAUAUCGAAUCAAAAUGGGUAGGAGAGAGCCAGAAGGCCAUUGGGGCGGCGUUCUCACUUGCCAGAAAACUGGCGCCGUGUGUUCUAUUUAUCGAGAAGGUUGAUGCAUUGUUCGGCCACCGCACUUCAAGUUCCAGAAGGUGGGAAAGAGAAGCAAUAAACCAGUGUCUCCAGGAAAUGGACGAUAUUGACACCAAGCACAACUCCCCACUGGUAGUUGGUGCGACUAAUCGUCCCCUGGACUUGGACGAGGAAUUCAUGCGACGUCUCCCUCACAAGGUCCUCUUUUCCCUACCGACCCAGCAUCAGAGGCACGAGAUCCUCCAGGCCCUCGUCAAACAGUCAGAUCUUGAUCCCUCAGUGAGCCUGGAAGAACUUUCACAGACCACAGCCGGGUACUCGCGUUACGACUUGAAAGAGUUGUGUAAUCAAGCAGUCAUGAUCAGUGCGAGUGAGCAUUUUCCGAAUAGAGAGGAUUCGAAAGAAGAUGAAGAUGAAAAAUCGACCGAACGCCUGGACAACCUGAUUUUGAAGCCUCAUCAUUUUGCCAAAGCUCUGAAGAGAAUCCUAUCAUUUUUCCCUGACGGGGCAACGUUAGAAACCACAGGUUUUGCGCAGAAAUUCAAUCCCAACCAAGGGGAUGGAGCAGGACGGUGAUACCUCGCACGGUUAUGUGGAAGUCGUGAAGUCAUUGGGUGAUUCGGGGGGGUCCAAAUCGAAAGCACACAAAUUAAAGCAGCUUAUACGGAAUUUAAGCGAGGUCUCCAGGAUUUAAGGGUGGAAGCGCAUCUGCUUCUAGCGGUGGUUUGGGGAUGUGAAUCAAUGGAGGGGUUGGGCAUUGGGUUUGUGAUACCUCUGGCAAGAAGCCACAAAACCACUUCCAAGCUGUAUUUGCCUGCACCUCGCCAGUAAACUUUCCUUGUCAUGAUCUAGUUUUUCUUUUGCUGCACAGCUGGUAUGUCAGAUUUAUCUACGCUAAUCAGAAUGACAAGC